Molecule: messenger RNA, 2303 nt
Organism: Helicoverpa zea (corn earworm)
Lineage: Eukaryota; Metazoa; Arthropoda; Insecta; Lepidoptera; Noctuidae
Product: lachesin-like
Exons: 9
Coding region: 262-1482 (406 amino acids)
Cellular component (GO): neuron projection
Source: RefSeq, a predicted model, not a curated record
CUACGCGCCCCUUCGCUCCGGGCGGACGCUACGCCGCGCGCUCGUAGAACCCUCUCGUAGACUCGUAGCCGACACGCUGCGAAAACUUUCAUCUUCAAUCGUAACUUUCUAAAUUGAUCAUUCGGUUUUUCGAGUUGGUUUGUUGAUUCUUAAUUAGUGAUUUAUGAAUUGAAUUGCGAGUGGACAACUUUUUCUAUUAGGAUUUUAGCAGCGAGCAGUGCGCUUUCGGCUCGAUGUGCGUCCGGCGCGCGAGGAGGGAGCAUGCUGGUGCACCUCAUAAUACUUAGCACCGCCCUCGCGGCAGCCAACACCGGGAAACACGGAGGUGUGGAAGUACCGGAGUUUGGUGAGCCCAUCACAAACCUGACUGUGCCUAUAGGAAGAGACGCCACUUUUGAGUGCAUAGUUGUCAAUCUGGGAAACUUUCGAGUGGGCUGGGUGAAGGCAGACACGAAGGCGAUCCAGGCUAUCCACGAGCACGUGAUCACUCACAACCCUCGGGUAUCAGUCUCCCAUAGUGACCACUCCACUUGGUACCUGCAUAUCAAGAACGUGCAAGAAGAGGAUAGAGGGCAAUACAUGUGUCAGAUUAAUACUGAUCCUAUGAAGAGUCAGAUGGGCUUCCUAGACGUAGUGAUACCACCCGACUUCAUCCCCGAAGAGACUUCGGGAGACACGAUGGUUCCCGAAGGUGGAACGGCCAGAGUAUCCUGCAAGGCCCGAGGAGUACCGCCUCCGAGGGUCAUGUGGAAAAGAGAAGAUGGAAUGGACAUUGUGGUACGGGACCAAACUGGAGCGAAAAGCAAAGUGCUAUCGUACCAGGGUGAAGUGUUGAAGCUGACCAAAAUAUCACGUUCAGAGAUGGGCACAUACUUAUGUAUCGCCGGUAAUGGGGUCCCGCCUACAGUGAGCAAGCGGAUCCACAUCAGUGUACACUUUCACCCUGUGAUCCAAGUACCCAAUCAGCUGGUGGGCGCUCCGCUGGGUACUGACGUCACCAUAGAGUGCUACGUCGAGUCAUCGCCCAAGUCCAUCAACUACUGGGUUAAGGAUCCAGGUGAGCUGAUCAUACCUUCGGAGCACCACGUGAUGUCGGUCAGACAAAAGUCAAUGUUCGAAGCUGAGAUGACAAUGACUAUCAAGAAUAUUCGAAGGGAAGACUUGGGGAGCUACAUCUGCGUCGCUAAGAAUUCCCUUGGUGACGUCGAGAGCAAGAUAAGAUUAUACGAGAUUCCUGGGAACGAUAGGCAUGCAUACCAGUACCCUGAUGUUCGAGCUACCUCGGAUGAUGAGUACGGGAACAACGCCUAUGAUGAUGAGGAUGAGGAUAUCGAUAGCAUGAAGAGUAACAGAGUGCCAGAUAGAGCGAAUAAGUGGUACUCCAAUGAUGGUAAGGUGACGGUGAUGACAGCCACCGGGGCCUCGUCGACCAUCACAACGACGACGACAAUCUUCCUGUGUCUAAUCAAAAGUCUGCUAUAAUUACUAUAACUGCUACAAUAAAUGUUUUUCCUUUUUUAUCGUCAGCCCUGAUGCUAAUUCAGGUAAAUUGUCAACAAUCACAGCCUGUAAUUACGUUUGAUUGGAAUAAUUUCUGUAGGCAUCGUUUAUUCUUUUGUUUUUUAGAGUCGGCGAAUAUUUUGUUUCAUAGUUUUUUAUUCCAUCAGCGUGUAACGUGAUAAUAACUAGUCUUAUAACGUUGUAUAUAGUUUGUAAUAGGCGAAUAUCCGAACUGUUUGUAAGAAUAUAAAUAAUAAUAGUAACUCAUUUCUGAUAUUUAUUGUUAAAUACAUUUACGAGAUCGUAUAAGAUUUAAGCAAAUGUUUAUAAAUGAAUGUGCCAUGUAUAUUGCUAUUAACUUGAAUAGAGACAUUUAUAUUAAAGUUUUUAUUGGGCAUGGUAAAUUUAAUUGUAAAUAAUAUAUUGAUAUGUAAGCGAUAGAGGACAUAUUUACUUAAUGACUUGUUUGAGACAUAUGAAACAGUUAAUAGUUGCCGAGUAUAUACAACUUAAAGUUACAUUUUCCAGUGCUUACCCUUCAGCUGCAACUUUUGUACAAGAUACAAUACGUAGUUAUAGAUUUACUGCCUAAAGUAUCUCACCACUUAAACAAACUUGCUAUUGCGUUCCUGAGAUUUGUUCAACAGAUUCUGAAACAGUUAUUAAUGGAAUAUCAAAAGUUGCAGAUGGAGUAAUUUCCGCGUAUAUCUAAAUAAUGUAGUCGAAUAAUAAUGUAACUUCUUCCGAACAAUGUACGUUAAUAUCCUGAUCGUUACAAAAAAUAAUAAAAUCAAGGACAUGUC